Molecule: messenger RNA, 3363 nt
Organism: Saccostrea echinata
Lineage: Eukaryota; Metazoa; Mollusca; Bivalvia; Ostreida; Ostreidae
Exons: 18
Coding region: 172-2490 (772 amino acids)
Biological process (GO): tRNA splicing, via endonucleolytic cleavage and ligation
Molecular function (GO): tRNA 2'-phosphotransferase activity
Source: RefSeq, a predicted model, not a curated record
AUUUCUUGGAAUAUUGCGUGCACACCAAAGUAGAAAGCAAAUUUUUGAAAAACGUCCAAAUGGCCCAUUUGCUUUCGAUUUGAUUUUACAUUAUUCACCACGAGGCGGUUUCACAGAGUAUCUCGAUGGGUUGUCUCUAACUUAAACAGAAAAUAUCUGCGAGUCACCACUAUGUCUGAAGCUCAGGCCCCUCAAUACGUGUCAGGAGAAAGUGACAUGGACCGUGGGAGAAAACUAAAUCCUGCGGAUGAAGAUCACACAAGAGAGUUCAGCCCAAGUAAUGGUGGACAAAGAGAAAGUCGUGGGAGAAAAGCAAGAGAUGAACAAGAGGAUCACAUGAGAGAAUUCAGCCCUAAAGGAGAAGUGUCCAAGCAUGGUAAACAAAACAGAUAUGAUAGAAGACACAAUGAAAAUCAACAUGGAGGCCACGUGGAUCAAGGAAGAUACAAUAAUGGGGGUGAAUGGCAGAGUUAUCAAAGAGGAAGAGGUGGAUCUAGAGGGCGAGGACAAAAUUCUAACUGGCAAGAAAACAGAGGAGGACAUCAGAGGGGAUGGGGGCAUGGACAGUAUGGGCCUGGUAAUUAUGGAGGUGGAUAUCACAACAGAGGAGGGUAUCAUGAUGGAGGGAGGUAUCCUGUUGGAGGGGAGCAUCAGUAUGAUCAGCGUAGGCAGUAUGAUCAGCAAAGGCAGUAUAACAGAGGUGGUCAACACAGGCAAGACAGACAAAGAGAUACCGGAGAUUCCUAUAAUGAUGAAGGCAGACAAGAGAGUUAUGGCAGAAAAAGGAGAUUGGAUUAUGGACCAAACAAAGGGUAUCAGAGAUAUAAUUAUGGCAGCUCUGGAGGUCCAUAUGAUACAUCCAGAAGUAAAAGGGGCAGACUUGAUUUUGAAAGGCCAUAUCAAAAGAGGCAAUAUCAGUACUUUAGAAAGGAUGAAGACCCUGUGGUUUUUCUUUCGAAAAAGUUGUCAUUCAUACUUAGACAUGGAGCAGAAAAGAUGGGAUUUAAAUUUAUGCCAGGUGGUUUUUUGUGGGUGGAUGAUAUUCUUCGCAGAAAUGAGUAUCAACGUUUCACGGUAGAGGAUGUGAAAUAUGUUGUGGCAACAAAUGAUAAAAAAAGAUUUACCCUGGAGGAAGAAAAUGGUCAUCUAAAAAUAAGGGCAAACCAAGGACAUUCAGUAGAGGUGGAGGGUCUUGAGUUGACACCCAUAACAAAUGCUAAAGAAGCCCCAGAUGUCAUACAUGGAACUUACUUCAGUUCAUGGGAAAUUAUUAAAGAACAGGGUUUACAUAAAAUGAACAGAAAUCACAUACAUUUUGCUGCUGGAGAACCAGGAGAAAAUGGUGUCAUUAGUGGAAUGAGGAGUAGCUGUGAAGUCAUUAUCAAGAUAAAUAUGGAAAAGGCAUUAGAAAGUGGCUUGAAGUUCUUUAGAUCGGCCAACAAUGUGAUUCUGUGUUCUGGAGAUGAAAACGGCUUCAUCAGGCCAUGUCAUUUUGAAACGGUCUUAAACAGACGCACAAGACAGAGCCUCCUUUUCAAUGAUCAGAUCAAAGAUGGACCUAAAAUUCCUGGGCUUUCUGGAGAAAUGGAAAAGAAAAAGAAGAAGAAGAAGAAAAAUAAACAACAGAGAGGAGAGAAUGAAGACAACGAAAACCAGGGAGAGGACAAAAAAAAGGAAAAGAAGAAUAACCAGGGAGAUAGAGAGUCCAAUAUGGAGGCAGCUACAGCUCUGUUUUCAGAGGAGAAUGAAAUGGAAGAGGAAGACAGUUUACCACAAAAUGCUGAUGCUGUUCCUGAGGAUUGGGACAAAGAUACCACAGAUCAGAGUGAUGGUGCUGUGAAUGAAUCCUCUAGUGAACCACAAGACUUCAAGGUGGUGAAUAACCGAUAUGACUGUAAUAUUGAUAUGGAAGAUUUGAAGUCUAAAGAACCUGUAUUUGUGUACUGCCACAUGGUUGAGGGGAAAAUAGAAUCUGUAUCCUGUGUCACUAAGUCAGGAGCUUUUAACUUUACUGAGCAGCUACUAACUGAUGGAGAAUUCAGAGAUUUUUUGAACACUAAAUGUCCUGAAGUUAAGAUUUUUCACAAUAUAGCAGAUGCUUCAAAGGCAUUAUUUGACCAAUAUAGUAUUAUCUUGGAUGGCACAGAUGUUUAUGAUAAUGAGGUUGCUUUCAAAUUUAUCAAAGAUAAAGGACUUGGCAAUGUAAAUGAUCUUCCACCUGGAUUUGACCACAAGGACUGGGGAAAUUUGGACCCUGGGCCUCAGCUAUUAGAGAAGUGUCUUGUGUCAUUAAAGGCAUAUGAUGCAUUGUCAAGCUGGACUUCAUCUGAAAAAGACUUCAAGAAAGAACUGUUUGAGGAAGUAAAUAAAAAUAUUGAUAAAGGAGAACUAAAGGCAGAGAAAGAUAGAAGGAAGAAAGAGCCUGGGAAGCAGCAAACCCAGCCAUCGACAUCUGGUGAACGGAAGAAAAAGAAGAAGAAGAAGAACUGAAGAGAUUCUGGAGAUUUACUGAAAUGGAUAUCAGUGCUGAAAGUCUUCUGUACGAAAAGAUGUGCAUUGAACUCUUCGAUUUAUUUAUGCAAUUUCUCCGUUUUUUUUCAAUAACCAGGCACUGUAGAAAAGAUGACAUUGUGAGUGGUUGUGUAGCAUCGUUUGAAUUUUUCUUUGAUUUUGGUACAUUUUAGAAUUACAAUCUCAUUUGAUAAGGUAGAAUGUGAAUACAUCAUAACCAUGUUUGUAUGUGUAUUCAAUAGAGUUGCGCAAAAUACAAUGUAUGUGUACUAGUUAAUUCAUUGAAAAUGCACACCAUGAAUUUCAGUCAUUGUUUCAAACAAGUUUUAGAAAGUAUAUAAGCUAUUUUUUUAUUAGUCACAAAUACAAUGAGCUAAUUUUCUACUGGUUUUUUGGUAGAUGUAAAUUUGUUCUAGUUAUUACAGGGUAACAUUUGCACACAGAAAUAUAGAUACCUGCGAAUGAAAAAGUUUCAUUUUCAAGGAAACCCAUUUUGUUGCUAUUAAAUGAAUGUUAUAACAGUUUUGAUGUGUAUGUUGGAGAUAAUUAAGAAACUCUGUUAUUUUGGAGAUAUUAAUUAAGAAGCAGUUAUUGAGUUAUCACAGUGAUAUAUUUGAAUGUGCCCAUGUGAUUCUAUCAUGAUAAAUGCCUGGUUUUCUUUUGGUCACUGUCUUUUUAGGUUUAGUCUUCAGUUUUAUGUAAUGGUUGUGCUUUUCAUCAUGAUAAAUGAACAUCAUAUUAAAUCUUAAAAAAAAAAAACAUUAAAAAUUAUCAUUCAUUCAGUGUUUUCAGUUAAAGCAUUUCAUUUGCGGGAAAAAAUUAUGAAAAAUGUCACAUAAAAAAUAAAAUACA